AUGUCCGAACUGCUAAGCCUCGCUGAACAGUACAUCACGACUACGGAAUAUGACACUGCUACUUUCACCGAUUAUGUCAAGAAGUAUGAAACGGUCACCGAUGAGGAGACGGUCACCGAAACUGAAUAUAUCCAGAAGCUGACCACGGUCACUACGACGGAUUACGAGACUGCCACCAAGACCGACACCGAGACGGAUUACAUCAAGAAGUACUUCACCGAUAUCAUCACGAAGACCCAGAAGGAGUACAAGACCGAAACCGCCUACAACGCUUUAACGACCACAGAGACGACUUGGUACCCGUACACGACUGUGUUCUAUGUUACGUACACCACCUGGCACCCUUAUACCGUCUAUGAGACCAAGGCGUACACCAACGAGUAUACCGCUUAUUCUACGAUCACUGUCACCGACUACGAGAAGAAGCACGAGAAGAAUACCAUUACUGAAACCGUGACCGCUACGGCGACCCCAACCAAGUCCUCAAAGACCCACGGAUCCUACACUAAGGAGACUCCAACUUACUCGCAUGAGUCGUACAGCAAGGAGACACCCGAGUCUUCUUCCAAGGCUCAGUGGUAA
Messenger RNA from Saitoella complicata NRRL Y-17804, 582 nucleotides. RefSeq lists its product as uncharacterized. The record is from RefSeq and is a predicted model, not a curated record. The coding region runs from base 1 to 582 and encodes 193 amino acids. The transcript has 5 exons. NCBI's taxonomy places the organism in Eukaryota, Fungi, Ascomycota, Saitoellomycetes, Saitoellales, Saitoellaceae.